Molecule: messenger RNA, 7669 nt
Organism: Monodelphis domestica (gray short-tailed opossum)
Lineage: Eukaryota; Metazoa; Chordata; Mammalia; Didelphimorphia; Didelphidae
Gene: FLT1
Product: fms related receptor tyrosine kinase 1
Biological process (GO): protein phosphorylation; positive regulation of kinase activity; multicellular organism development
Cellular component (GO): signaling receptor complex; plasma membrane
Molecular function (GO): vascular endothelial growth factor receptor activity; growth factor binding; ATP binding
Source: RefSeq, a predicted model, not a curated record
CUUAGCCUGGAUGAGUCUUGGGAGUGCAGCCACAGACUGCCCAAUCCUCCUCCUUCUGCCCUCCUCUCGGGUCCUCUAGCCUGCUUUUCCUCUCCUGGACCCCAGCUAGUAGCAGAAAGGCCGGGAAGUGGGUGCGUCGCUGCAGGUCCCAAGAGGAAGAAGGGGGUGGGUGGGGGGUGUCCUGGAGGCGGAUAAAAGGGGGUGGGGGACCCCUUGACGUCACGGGAAGGAGGUGCCCAAGGGAGGAGGGAGAUCGGAUGGGGGAAAGGUUAUAAAUCGCCCCCGCCCGCUGCUCGGCUCCGAAUUGAUGUCCGCAGGAGGCUAAAAGGAGCGCACCCUGCGGACACUCCCUCUUUUCCUCCCGGGCGGCGGCGGAGACAGCAGCAGCAAAGGCUACCGCGGAGGCAGUGGCAGCGGAGAGCAGCACGCGUCCGGGAGACAGGCGCAGCGGGCUCCCGGGACCCUCAGACGAACCAGCGACUGGAGGCAGGCGUGGGUUUGGGGAUAUAAAGAUUGGAUGGUUACGCUUUUCCCGGGCCCGAGCAGCCACGCUGCCUAGCGCGACAGUGAAACAUUGAGGACCAAGAACCUAGGGCACUGGCGGAGUUGAGCCGGGGCGCUAGGGGACCCAUCCGGCUUUAUUUAUUGGCGCCUCUGGGAUAGGAAGGAACAGGCAUCUACCCACUUCGCUGGUCCCUUACCAUGUGUGGCUGGAUGGUCACCGGGGCCGCGCUCUCGGUCCUGUUGGGCUGUCUGCUUCUCACAGGAUCCAGUUCAGGGUCAAAAUUAAAAGGACCUGAACUAAGUUUAAAAGGCACACAGUAUGUCAUGCAAGCAGACCAGACAUUAUAUCUUAAAUGCAGGGGGGAAGUAGCCCAUUCAUGGUCUUUGCCUAAGACUGUGAGUAAAGAAAGCAAAAGGCUGAGCAUCACCACAUCUGUCUGUGGGAGGAAUGGGAAACAAUUUUGCAGCACUCUGACCUUGGCCAGGGCACAGGCCAAUCACACAGGCUACUACAGCUGCAGAUACUUAUCAACACCUGUUUCAAAGAAAAAGAGAACAGAAUCUACAAUCUACAUAUUUAUUAAUGACACAGGGAGUCCAUUUGUAGAGCCUCACAGCAUUAUGCCUGAAACUGUACUUAUGGCCGGAGGACAGGAAAUGAUUAUUCCCUGUCGAGUUUCAGCACCAGAUAUCACCGUUACAUUGAAAAAGUUUCAGAUUCCUGAUGUGAAGACCUUGAUUCCUGAUGGGAAGACAAUAAUCUGGGACAAUAAGAGGGGUUUUAUAAUACCAAAGCCAACAUACAUAUUUAUAGGACUUCUGAGCUGUGAAACAACAGUUAAUGGUCAUUUGUACAGCACAAAUUAUCUGACAUAUCGACAAGAUAAUACAAUCCUUGAUGUCCAAUUAAGUACACCAAAUCCAAUCAAAUUACUGAAAGGUCAGACUCUUGUCCUCAAUUGUACUGUUACUGCAGCCUGGAACACGAGAGUUCAGAUGACUUGGAAUUAUCCUGGUGAAGUAAUUAAUAGAGCCUCUAUAACUCCACGGUUUGAUUCAAGUAAUUCUCAGGCCAAUGUAUUCUACAGUACUCUUAUAAUUGACAAAGUUCAAAGCAAAGACAAAGGACUUUAUACAUGUCAAGUGAAGAGUGGACCAUCCUUCAGAUCUGCUAACACUACAGUGCAUGUAUAUGAAAAACCAUUCAUCACUGUGAAGCAUCGAAAACAGCAGGUGCUCGAAACGAUAGCAGGCAAAUGGUCCUAUCGGCUUUCUAUGAAAGUGAAGGCAUUUCCCUCGCCAGAGGUUGUAUGGUUAAAGAAUGGGUUACCUGCCACUGAGAAAUGUGCUCGCUACGUAGUCCAUGGCUAUUCACUAAUUAUCAAGGAUGUGGCAGAAGAGGAUGCUGGAGAUUAUACAAUCUUGCUGAGCAUAAAACAAUCAAAAAUAUUCAAAAAUCUAACAACCACUCUCAUUGUAAAUGUGAAACCCCAAAUUUAUGAAAAAGCUGUGUCAUCAUUUCCAGAUCCUAAUCUCUACCCAGUGGGUAGCCAGCAAAGCCUGACUUGUACUAUUUAUGGUGUCCCCCAACCUACAAUUAAGUGGAUUUGGCAUCCUUGUAGCCAAAACCAUUCCAAAACAAGGUAUGACUUUUGUUCUACCAGUGACAGAUCUUUCAACUUGGAUGCCAGCAGCAAUAUUGGGAAUAGAAUCCAGAGCAUCACUCAGCGUAUGGCUGUAAUAGAAGGAAAGAAUAAGAUUGCAAGCACUCUGGUUGUGGCCGACACCAAAGCUUCUGGAAUCUAUAGCUGUGUGGCUUCCAAUAAAGUUGGACACAUGGAAAGAAACAUUAGCUUUUAUGUCACAGAUGUGCCCAAUGGAUUUCAUGUUAACUUGGAAAAAAUGCCAGCUGAAGGAGAGGAUUUGAAAUUGUCUUGCACAGUCAGCAAAUUCUUAUACAGAGACAUUACUUGGAUUUUGCUGCGAACAGUAAACAAUCGGACAAUGCACCAUAGCAUCAGUAAACAAAAGAUGGCAGUCACUAAGGAAUACUCUAUCACGCUCAAUCUUACCAUCAAGAACGUUUCCCUGGAAGAUUCAGGCACCUAUGCCUGCAGAGCCAGGAAUAUAUAUACCGGGGAAGAAAUUCUUCAAAAGAAAGAAGUUACAAUUAGAGACCAGGAAGCACCCUACCUUCUCCGUAACCUCAGUGAUCAGAUAGUGGCCAUCAGCAACUCCACCACUUUAGACUGUCAGGCAAAAGGUGUGCCAGAACCACAGAUAACCUGGUUCAAAAACAACCAUGAAAUACAGCAAGAGCCAGGUAUUAUUUUGGGACCAGGAAGCAGCACGCUGUUUAUUGAAAGAGUCACAGAAGAGGAUGAAGGGUUCUACCGCUGCAAAGCCACCAACCAGAAGGGCUCUGUGCAGAGCUCAGCAUACCUCACUGUGCAAGGAACUUCAGAUAAAUCCAACCUGGAGCUAAUAACACUGACAUGUACCUGUGUGGCUGCAACACUCUUUUGGCUCUUGUUAACACUCUUCAUCCGAAAACUGAAAAGGACUUCUUCUGAAAUAAAGACAGAUUACCUAUCGAUUAUAAUGGAUCCAGAUGAAGUUCCCCUUGACGAGCAAUGUGACCGGCUACCCUAUGAUGCCAGCAAGUGGGAGUUUGCCAGAGAAAGACUUAAGCUGGGAAAAUCACUUGGACGUGGAGCUUUUGGAAAAGUGGUCCAAGCAGCUGCAUUUGGCAUUAAGAAAUCACCCACGUGCCGGACAGUGGCUGUGAAAAUGCUGAAAGAGGGGGCCACAGCCAGUGAAUACAAAGCUUUGAUGACUGAGCUCAAGAUCCUGACCCACAUUGGGCACCAUCUGAAUGUGGUGAACCUGCUGGGGGCCUGCACCAAGCAUGGAGGUCCUCUCAUGGUGAUAGUUGAAUACUGCAAAUAUGGAAAUUUAUCCAACUAUCUCAAGAGCAAAAGAGAUUUCUUCUUUCUCAACAAGGAUGCAGCCUUACAGACUGAGCCCAAGAAAGAAAAGGAGUCGGAGCUUGAGCAAGGCAAGAAACAAAGACUGGAUAGUGUCACCAGCAGUGAGAGCUUCGCAAGCUCCGGAUUUCAGGAAGAUAAAAGUCUGAGUGAUGUGGAAGAGGAAGAGGAGGAUCCUGAUGAUUUCUACAAGCAACCCAUCACCAUGGAAGAUCUCAUUUCAUACAGUUUUCAAGUGGCCAGAGGCAUGGAGUUCUUAUCUUCUAGAAAGUGCAUUCACCGAGAUCUGGCAGCCCGAAACAUCCUUUUAUCUGAAAACAAUGUAGUGAAGAUUUGUGACUUUGGCCUCGCUAGAGAUAUUUAUAAGAAUCCUGAUUAUGUGAGAAAAGGAGAUACCCGGCUUCCCCUUAAAUGGAUGGCUCCUGAAUCCAUCUUUGACAAAAUCUAUAGCACCAAGAGUGACGUGUGGUCUUAUGGGGUGCUGCUAUGGGAAAUAUUUUCUUUAGGUGCCUCUCCAUACCCAGGAGUGCAAAUUGAUGAAGAUUUCUGCAGCCGUCUGAAAGAAGGCACAAGAAUGAGAGCUCCCGAAUAUGCCACUUCUGAAAUCUAUCAAAUCAUGUUGGAUUGCUGGCAUAAGGAUCCUAAAGAAAGGCCAAGAUUUUCUGAACUGGUGGAAAAACUAGGAGAUUUACUUCAAGCAAAUGUGCAAAAGGAUGGAAAAGACUAUAUCCCACUGAAUAAUAUACUCACAGGAAACAAUGGGUUUGCAUAUCCCACCCCUGCCUUCUCUGAACCCUAUUUCAAAGAAGAUAGUUCAACUCCAAAAUUCAAUUCAGGAAGUUCUGAUGAUGUCAGAUAUGUAAAUGCUUUCAAAUUCACACACCCACAGAGAGUAAAAACCUUUGAAGAGCUUUCCCCAAAGACUACCACAGUGUUUGAGGAUUACCAGGCAGAUAGUGGCAUGGUGUUGGCACCUCAAGAACUGAAGCGCUUCACUUGGGCAGAGAGCAAACCUAAGUCCACCUUGAUGUUUGGAUUAAAAGUGACCAGCAGAAGCAAGGAAUCGGGCCUUUCUGAAAGGACCAAGCCUAAUUUCUGUCAUUCCAGCUGUGGUCAUGUCAAUGAAGUCAAUCGCAGAUUUACAUAUGACAAUUCUGAGCUGGAAAGGAAGAUCUCAUGCUGCUCUCCUCCUCCAGACUACAAUUCAGUGGUCUUGUACUCCAACCCACCAGUGUAAAUCUUUAGCAUAAAGCAGUAUUUCAAGAAGCAAAUGCAAUGAGAUAUAAAUUAGUUUUCUCCAAUGUAUUACAUUUAUGUUUUAACCCCUUUCUUUUCCACAGGAGCCAUUUUUUAUUUUUAAAACUAACAAAAAAUAUUAUGUGAUCCUACAUGAACAGAGGCAUUCUCAAUAAAGCCUCCGAAUACCUAAUAAAUUACCUAAAUUAUUUCUGGACCAAUAGCAUAACCCUAUCCUCUUAGGCUCCUGGGAAGUCUAACAUCUGGCUAAUUUGGAUAAUCAAGGAAAAAUCUUGAUUGUUCACUAAAAGAAAUCAAGAAAGACAGUGUGGUAUAGAGCACUGACUUGGAGUCAGGGGAUCUGGACCCACACUCCAGAUCUCUUAGAACCUGGGUUACCUUGGGAAAGUUACUUAACUUCUCUAGACCUUGAUUUCCCGACCUAUAAAAUGAAAGUUGGACUAGAUGACCUCUUAGGUCUUAUCUACUCUUAAAUUCUAUUUUCUUAUUUUCUAGGAGAGCAAUAAGUAUCUUUGGUUCUUGUUCUAAGGCUCUCUGGGUUCUAGGUCACCCUCUUUUCUCUUGUUACCCAGCAGCACUGAAACCAAGAAUUAAGCAGCAUUUUUUAUAGCUCUGAGGGCCAACAGCAAGUUAAACAUUCCUCAUGGGUACCAAAAGUACUUAAAAUAUAGGAAUGGCAUAUGCUACAGCAGGAGGAGAGGGCAGAAGGGAGAUAGACAAAAGAAAGGAAAAGGCAAGAAUAAGCAAAAAGUAUGUUUGUGUGGUAGAGUCUGGGAGAAUACCAUAGCACCCACAUCAUGGGUUGCCACUCCCAAUCUAAUAUACCUUAGAUUUGGAACAUGUAGAAAAAAAAAAAGAGUAGAAAAAAUAAUGGAAUAAAAGAUUUUUUUUUUAAAUUCUGUGAAGGGAAGGGAAGGGAAGGGAAGGGAAGGGAAGGGAAGGGAAGGGAAGGGAAGGGAAGGGAAGGGAAGGGAAGGGAAGGGAAGGGAAGGGAAGGGGAGAAUAAAGACAUCCCUUGGAAAUGUUAUUAUAAAUCAUUCUCAUCUCAAGAAAUUUGCAUUGUGGCAUUUGUCCUAUUUAGCUAAUUACUGUCUCUACGGUUGGCCUUAGCAAACCUCACUGAUCUGCCUUUCCUAUGCACAGACUCCUGGGGAUACCAUGCCAGGAUGGUGCCAGCUUCUGUAUGUGGUUCAAAGGAAGCUAACAGUCUUUAGCUUGUUCUAAUGACUGUUGGGUCUAAUGAGUGCUGGCUGUUAGACUCAGGGUCACAUUUUAGAUUUACAAUGAUGAAUGUCAUUAUCAAUAGCAGUAUUUAUGUACAGAAGCUAAAAUAUUUAUGUCACUUUGUAUCAGAUUUUGUAUAGUCAUUCAUAAAAGGAUAUUUAGAAUGAAGGUGUAGGCUUAUGGAGAAAAGACUCUAGGACAAGAUUUUCAAAUUGGCAAAAUAAAGGCUGAGAAAAGGGGAAAAAAAUUCACCUCUUAGCAACUACACUAAUUCAUGUCCCAAAAUAAGGUUAGGUAACAAAAAAGAUAUGUAAAUUCCUAUAUUGUUGGCUGAUUGACUGAUCUGAUAGGGAUGCCUUCUCUCCCACAGGGAAUAGUGGAGAAGAUGAACCACCUAUUAUCUCUUAAGCACUUUAAAAUCCUUGUAAUAUAAGGUCUCUUAUAUAUCAUCUAUGCAAGCCAUUAGAAUUAGAAGAGGUUAGUUAAGCAGUCACCAAGGAAUAUCUACUUUAACUUUUUAAAUCUUUGCCUAGAGCCAUUGGGCCUAAACACUGAGGGAAAGAGGAAGAAAGCCAAGAUGUCAAAAAGUAUUUGCUUUCAGGGCUUGGAGAUUUAGAAAGACUUGGCUUGGGCUGAAACCCAUAAAGGAAAAAUAAAGCUAAAGUUUGGUAAUACUUGAUGAUGUCCAUGAAAAGCCAUAUACCCCUAUUAGGAUCUCUGACUAGGGAGUAACCAGAAGUGGACAAACCAGUCAACAUUGUCAAAGUUGCUGCUUUUUUUAAGAAGGAAUUGUCCUCAAAUUUGUAAGUUAAAUGACAAAGGGAUUUAUACUUUUCUAUUUACCAUUCUCUUUUAACUACAAGUUACAGAGUACUGUUUGCAUGGAAAAGGACAAAGUACUAUUUAAAUGGGGACAUUCCCAGAAAACAAAUUGGAAACUCAAAGGUGAGUAAUGAGUUGGACCCCAGGAUCAGCCCAACUAGAGAAGAAAAGAAGCAAAACAAAAGGGACAGGGUCAGACCUGUGGGAAAGCAAGACUGGGUCUUCUUUCUUCACCCUUCCUAGGAAUUGUGGCUGACUAUAAGUACAAGUUAGAGAGCCAGAAAAAUGAAGUCAAACAAACAAACAAACAAAAAAAAAACAGGCAAAACCCCAAAUCAAUUCUAUAAUUUUCCAGAUCAUACAAAGACAAUGAUGUAGAAAAAGCCAUAACUAGAUUGUCCACCAGCAACUCCAAACAAAGGUCAAGCAGCAUUAUUUCAAAAUUAAAAUAGAUCAUUUAUUUCAUGAUUGAUGGGUGAAUGGGAUAAUGCAUAUGAGAUAGCAAGAAGACAACUUAUCAGUUUGAAGUCAGUCAAGAAAAAAAUACAAAGGCACUAAAAUGAUUAGACUUUAAAACAAUGCUUUGGCACAGAUUAGAUGUUAGUUAUUCCUGAUUUCUCAGUCCAUAAGAAUCUUGAACCAGAAGCCUGAUCUUUCCAAUACAUCUUUGAUCAUACGAUAGAAACUUCAUGUAUAUAUAUAUGUAUAUGCUUUUUGUGCAUAAAUAUUUAAGGAAACUGGAAUUUUUAAAGUUACUUUUAUACAAACAGAAUGUAUGCUGCCAAUAUGAAUGAGUCUUAGACAUGUCUUAUAUUUCUAGUCAUUUAACAAAAUGUAUUUUGACUAUAUACAUAUAAUAAAUUAACUCUCUAAAA